Messenger RNA from Lutzomyia longipalpis, 1731 nucleotides. RefSeq names its product probable splicing factor, arginine/serine-rich 7 (gene Srp54). Gene Ontology annotation, molecular function: RNA binding. Gene Ontology annotation, cellular component: nucleoplasm. Lineage: Eukaryota; Metazoa; Arthropoda; Insecta; Diptera; Psychodidae. The record is from RefSeq and is a predicted model, not a curated record. The transcript has a single exon. Bases 141 to 1661 code for a protein of 506 amino acids.
AUUUUCUGUAAAUUUCAUUUGAAGAAGAAGAAGAAGAAGCCAAGCCACAAUCUGUCAAAAAAAAAUAUUGGAAAACGUUUUCCGGGAAUUUUUUACCAAAAAAAGGCGUCAGGGCCUCGUGAAAAGGGUGUGCUGCAGUCAUGGCUGGUGGCGGAACGACGACGAAGGUGGUGCAAAUCACCAAUAUUGCCCCCCAAGCGACCAAGGACCAAAUGCAGAAUCUCUUUGGAAGCAUCGGGAAGAUUGACGAUUUGCGCCUGUAUCCCACAAUCCGGGAUGUCUCCUGCCCCGUAGUGUCGAGAAUUUGCUACGUGAAGUACCAGGAGAGCAGCAGUGUGGCGGUAGCGCAACAUAUGACCAACACUGUCUUCAUCGAUCGCGCUCUCAUUGUAAUUCCAGUGUACUCGGGCUUAAUUCCGGAUGAGUACAAGGCCCUGGAGAUGUCCAGCAAUGGCACUUUGGUGCCUGGUUUGCAGUCGGCUGGAUCCAAAUUGCCCCCAGAAUUGGUCAAUCGCAUCGAUGGGGUGCCCCCGAGUCAAGUAAUAAUGACGACAGAUCCAAAGUUGGAGCUCAACAAAUUGCCGCUCUACCCACCACUUCCGGUGAAUUUUGAUGCACGCAAGAUCGAAGAAACUCGUCGUACCAUCAUGGUAAUCGAUAUCAGCAUGGAUUGGACAAUUGAGGAGCUCAUGGAGUUCUUCAGCAGCGCUGGAGAAGUAAAGUACGGACGUAUUGCAGAAGUUGAGUACACCCGGCAUGCGAUGAUUGAGUUCACGGAACAAAAAUCCAUUAUUGAGGCAUUCAAGCUGCAUGGGACAGAGUACAAGGGCCACCCAUUGAGUGUCUAUCACUCCACGCAGCCCAUAACGAAACCGGAAACUAAGAGCAAUGAAGCAGCUCAGAAGGAGAUCGAGGAAGCCAUGUGCAUCGUCAAAGAGGCACAAAACAUGAUAUCGGCUGCUAUUGAUCCGGUUAUUGGGAUGCUGUCCAAGGACAAGAGUGCCCCCAGCCGUUCGAGAAGAUCUCGAUCACGUUCUCGUGAGCAUCGCCACUCACGCAGCCGCUCGAGAAAGCGCUCUUCAUCCCGUAAGCGAUCAUCUUCGAGGAAGCGUUCCAAGUCCAGAAGACGAAGUCGGUCACGAUCUCGAUCCCGUUCUCGCUCCAGGACACGCUCAAAACGUUCACGACGUCGUUCCCGAAGCAAGUCCAAGCGCUCCUCGUCUCGUUCGCGAAAGCGUUCUCGUUCUCGAUCGAAGAAGUCACCAUCUCGCUCCUCGAGGCGAUCCCGCUCUCGCGAUCGUCGCCGCAAGUCCAGAUCACGCCAUCGCAGCCGUUCUCGCUCCCAUCGUCACUCAUCACGCGAUCGGAAGACAUCCUCGAGAUCCCACAGGCGUGAGGAGCGCAAUCGACGCAGCCGUAGUCGCAGUCGAUCCAAGAGAAAAGAAUCCAGUCGUUCUUCGAGACGCCACCACACUCCGGAAGUCUCCACGAAACGUUCCAAGGAUGAGAAGAUUCAGCGGGACUACGAUGAUGAGGAGAAAAUUGGGCUGGAUGAGGCGGCAGCCCCACCUCUGCCGCCCCCCAUGGAGGAAAAGCGCGAACCCAUACCUCCUCACACGCCAUCGCCCGAGAAAUCAGAUAACAUGGAUAUUUCUCCUUGAAUUGCUUAUAUUUCUUAAAUUCUGUAGAUUGCAAGAGAUUAAAAUAAAGGCAUAAUCUGCAAAAAAAAAA